Molecule: messenger RNA, 939 nt
Organism: Pollicipes pollicipes
Lineage: Eukaryota; Metazoa; Arthropoda; Thecostraca; Pollicipedomorpha; Pollicipedidae
Product: LRP2-binding protein
Exons: 3
Coding region: 12-749 (245 amino acids)
Molecular function (GO): protein binding
Source: RefSeq, a predicted model, not a curated record
GCUUCAGGUUCAUGCUUACGGUGGCUCACAGCGUUCCGAAAACUCCCGAGCACGAGGAGACGAUCCACAAGGCGCAGUACAACGUCGCCAGGGCUUACUUCAUGGGAUUCGGCGCGCCGAGCAGCGAGGACGACGGACGAAGAUGGCUGGACCGAGCCGCCGCCGACGGCACCCGCCGGGGCAGCGUCAAGGCGCAGACCAUGCUGGCCAUGCUGUUCGCCCGGAGGGACACCCUGGACUUGGAGAAGUCCUUCCACUGGCACUCGGAGGCCACCGGCAACGGCAGUCUGGAGUCACAAGGUGCGCUGGGCGUGAUGUACUUGUACGGUCUGGGGGUGCGGAGGGACCUGGUCGCAGCCCGCCUCUGCUUGACGCAGGCGGCGCGGCGCGGCAACAUCUACGCGACCGGCCAGCUGGCGCUCUUCUACUACCGCUUCCGCUUCUACCAGCACGCCGUGCGCUUCGGCACGCACCUGGCGCGCUUCGAGGCGGCGGACGUGGCGGAGCUGGCGCGCCAGUCCGAGUGUCUGCCCGGCUACGUGCGCCGCGGCCUGGCUACCGGCUGUUACGUGCUGUCGCGCUGCCAGCUGCUGGGCCAGGGCGGGCUGGCGGCCGACGGCGAGCGCGGCCGCCUCCUCGGGGGCCGAGCCGCAGAACUCGAUGCGGCCACGGCCGACCGGCUCCAGCGGCUCUUCGUGAACGGGCCCUGGAGCUGCGCCAGCUAUCCCGACUUGGGCGUCGAGGUCUAGCGGCGGCUGGGCGUCCCGGCUGGUCGUCGAUGUCCCUCGCGGUGCUGCGGGUCCCGGUUCCCCACACCCGGCGAAAACGGCACGGUUUUGUAGUGCUUGCCGCUUGUCCAGCAUUGAUAGUGCUUAUGAAACGGAUAGGAAGCAGUGUUAUCGGCACAAAUAGAUAUUUACAUGCAUAUGCGUGGUUGCA